UCAAAGAAGAAAAAAAAAACACUCAUUUGAAAACUUUCAUGCAAAUCAUGGACGCACAAAAAGUUAUCAUCAUCUUUUCCCUCUUUAUUUCUCUAUCAUGUGCUACCAAUGUGGUUGAUUUUUGCGUAGCGGAUCUCAGUUUUCCCGUUGGACCAACGGGAUACCCUUGUAGAAAUCCAGCUAAACUUACUGGAGAUGAUUUUGUUUAUUCUGGUCUAACUGUUGCAGGUAACGGGUCAAACAUUUUCAAACUCGCAACAAACGUAGCAUUUGAUGUGACAUUCCCGGCUUUGAAUGGUCAAGGGCUUUCCAUGCUCCGAGCAGAUAUUGGUGUAGGUGGAGUUGUCCCACUCCACUCACAUAGAGUAACGGAACUAAUAUAUAUGGUGGAAGGUACAAUGAUAUCCGGUUUUAUAAACUCGGAUAACAAACCGUACUUUAAGACGUUGAAUAAGGGAGAUAUUAUGGUGAUACCACAAGGAUCUUACCAUUUUGCCAUUAACACCGGCAAAACUCCGGCAAUUGCAACGGCUACAUUUAGUAGUGCAAAUCCAGGGAUUCAUGUUGUAACCACAUCAAUAGCUGGCAGCAACUUACGCACGGAUGUUAUUCAGAAGAUCACUUUGUUAGAUGCUAGGCAAAUCCUUCAGUUGAAAAAGAUCUUUGGUGGCUCCAAUUAAUUAAUUUAGUUAUUAAACAUGUGCUGCUGACAC
Spinacia oleracea (spinach) is the source of this 713-nucleotide messenger RNA. RefSeq names its product auxin-binding protein ABP19b-like. The coding region runs from base 39 to 680 and encodes 213 amino acids. The transcript has a single exon. The record is from RefSeq and is a predicted model, not a curated record. Gene Ontology annotation, molecular function: manganese ion binding. Lineage: Eukaryota; Viridiplantae; Streptophyta; Magnoliopsida; Caryophyllales; Amaranthaceae.